AUGGUCACCCCAUCUCUAGCGAACGUCAGCCUUGAACCAACAAGAGGAGAUGUGGGACUAUCAUCCGAAAACACUGCAGCAGCGGAUGAUACGUCAGUGACACCACACUCAGGAAACUCACUUUCGCUCUCGGCCUUGCCUAUCAAUCCUGCCAUGGGCCCUUCCUGCGCCUCACUAGACAACCUGGCUACUAUAUUCUCCGCAUACCCACCUCUCGCAAAGUCACCAAAGCAGGAUGUGUCAACCGUCUCGGACUCACCCUCUCUCAGCCUCUCAGCUUUGCCUAUCAACCCACUUAUGCCUCACCUAGAAGCACCAAGCUCUCUCAGCACCACCUCGUUGACAAGCUCACAUUCUAUUGAGACACCCGAGCCGAAAGAUGUUCCCCGGCCACCAACAAAGACGGCCAAUAUCAAACACACGUUGAGAAGAGUACCUGGCUACGAAUCAUCUCUGUUCGUGUCGGCCUUGCCUAUAAACCCCGCUCUGGCAGACCUCAACACCAGCACCACAUCCGCAAAUAUAGAGACGGUCCCCCCUGCUCAACUUUCACCCCCAAGCCAACCAAAUCCUGGCCAACAGAGUCACACAUCCCCACUUUCAGCGAAUCGCAACCCAGGAAUUUCAACCCGGCACCCAACCAGGUGA
Penicillium canescens is the source of this 648-nucleotide messenger RNA. RefSeq lists its product as uncharacterized. Lineage: Eukaryota; Fungi; Ascomycota; Eurotiomycetes; Eurotiales; Aspergillaceae. The record is from RefSeq and is a predicted model, not a curated record. The transcript has a single exon. The coding region runs from base 1 to 648 and encodes 215 amino acids.